Dovyalis caffra is the source of this 237-nucleotide messenger RNA. NCBI's taxonomy places the organism in Eukaryota, Viridiplantae, Streptophyta, Magnoliopsida, Malpighiales, Salicaceae. The record is from the annotation of a GenBank genome assembly.
AUGGCUGACAUUGCUAUGUUGGUUGCUGAGGAGUAUGAAAGGAGGGUCAAGAAUUCAAAAAAAGCUGCAGGUAGAGGAGAAGAAGACCUGGAGAUUAACUGGGUUUCUUACGCCUCCAUCAUGGGUCAGAGUAUCAAGAAUAAGAUAGGGAGAGAGAAAACAGAGCUUCUCAAGUUGAUUUUGGAGCCUAAGAGCCAGAUAGGUCUGGAUAGGAGCAAAUGUCAGACUCCUGAUUAG